UUAUAUAUAUACAAUAACACGUUCAUUCUGUGGAUUUCCUAACAAGCGUUGUUAAGAAAACCAAAGUGCUACCAUCUUUCUUUCUGGGGUUUUUUUUUUUUUCUGCACUUAGCUUAGCUACAAGAAAGAGAAGAGAAGAGAAAAAAUUGGAUUCAUCGAUGGCCAUGCAAGAAGCAAUUCCGUACAAAACAUGGCUAACAAUGCCAAGAGACUGCAAGCCUGUGGUGGGCAAUCAAUCUUCGGCGCCGCUGAUGAACAAAGCCGGUUCUUCAUCGUCGAUGUACGUGGACGGCGUUAAGGAACCGAAAGACGGGGCGAAGAACAUGGUUACGGAGAGCGCGGUGGUGGUGUUCGGGCGGCGGGGGUGUUGCAUGGUCCACGUGGUGAGGCGGUUGCUACAAGUGCUGGGGGUCAACCCUGUGGUGAGCGAGAUUGACGAGGAGGUUGAGAAGGAGGUAAUCGAGGAGCUGGAGUCGAUUGGCGGCGCCGGUGACCGGGCGGAGAAGAAGGGGUUGCAGUUUCCGGCGGUGUUCAUCGGUGGCCGGUUGUUUGGAGGGUUGGAUCGGAUUAUGGCGGCGCAUAUUUCCGGCGAGUUGACUCCUGUACUGAAACAGGCUGGGGCCUUGUGGCUGUGAACCAACUAUCAAUAAUCAUUCCUAGUACAUCUUCUGCUAAUUAAUUUGUUACAUUAUGAAAUCUUAAUUUACCAUGUUUUCAAUUUCCCCAAUCCUA
Ipomoea nil (Japanese morning glory) is the source of this 732-nucleotide messenger RNA. RefSeq names its product glutaredoxin-C9-like. Bases 159 to 635 code for a protein of 158 amino acids. The transcript has a single exon. The record is from RefSeq and is a predicted model, not a curated record. NCBI's taxonomy places the organism in Eukaryota, Viridiplantae, Streptophyta, Magnoliopsida, Solanales, Convolvulaceae.